Cyanistes caeruleus (blue tit) is the source of this 3752-nucleotide messenger RNA. Lineage: Eukaryota; Metazoa; Chordata; Aves; Passeriformes; Paridae. The record is from RefSeq and is a predicted model, not a curated record.
UAAAUUUUUCCUCCCCUGCCUGGGAAAGUUUUGCCAUUAGGAAUGGCCUUGCAGUAGAGAUGGGAGAUAAAGUGUAAAGUAACUUGCAGAAUUGGUUUCCGAGUUACGGUGCGUCUAAAAACCGCCUUUGUGCUCCAACAAGGGCACUGGGAACUUGAAGGCUUCAGGGCUGGCUAGGUUAAAGCUUUGAAACAUGAAUUUGUGGGAGCAGAAUUGUUUAGAAGACGCUAAGACAUUGUUUUGGAAAUAAAUGUUGAUAAAUGGAAUGUGCUUAUGAUCUCAAAAUGUUCUAGUUUCAGUAUUUCUCUUUGACUGUGGCUAGGAUGGUUAAAUACUGUCAUUCUUGGAGUUUUUUGCAAAAACGUUUGUUUAGCAUAGCUUAACCACCAGAAUUGUUUGUAUUGUUUAUCUUACUAUAUGUACACAACCAUGAUAUAUUUUAUCCAUUAUUCUGUAUGUAUUAUGCAUGCAGAGACUCUAAAUUUCCUGUAGUCUAUAUUAGCAUUGUGUAAUGCCUGCGGAUAAUUGUUUUAUCCUGUGAGUGGUGAGAUUAAAAUGUGAUGCCAUAUCAUAUCACUCAGAAAACUGGAAAAUUAGAUUUGUACCACAGACUAAUAUUAGGGAAUUUCUGCUUCAAAUGCCAUUUGAACAUGUAUGCCUUUUACAGCGUUGUGUAUAUUUGUUUUUAAUAUUGCAGAUGCUUUUUGACUGCAAGACUUCUGAAAUGCUUUGAGGGCUGCGUCUCCUUUCCUAACCAUGAACAGUUCAAAAUCAUCAGGGCUGGCUGGAUUUGGAGCCUUGAAAAACACAACGUGCCACACGGAGAAAAAGAUUUCAGUUUUCUUUUCAAUAAUCUUCAUGACAGCGGGAAUUCUGUCCAACAGUCUCGCAAUAGUAAUUCUCAUGAAGGCAUACCAGAGAUUCAGACAGAAAUCAAAAGCCUCCUUUUUGCUUCUUGCCAGUGGUUUGGUUGUCACAGAUCUCUUCGGUCACCUCAUCAAUGGAGCCAUUGCAGUGUUUGUGUAUGCAUCAGAUAAAGACUGGAUUCGAUUUAACCAGUCCAACAUUCUGUGCAGUGUUUUUGGAAUCUGCAUGGUUUUCUUUGGUUUGUGCCCACUCUUCCUGGGCAGUGUGAUGGCUGUUGAACGUUGCAUUGGAGUCACUAAGCCAAUAUUUCACUCUACAAAAAUGACUUCUAGACAUGUGAAAAUGAUGUUGACUAUGGUAUGUCUGUUUGCUGUUCUUAUAGCUUUGCUGCCUAUUCUUAGGUUUAGAGCCUACCAAAUUCAAGCAUCGAGGACCUGGUGCUUCUAUAAAACAGAACAUGUUGAGGACUGGGAAGACAGAUUUUAUCUCUUACUUUUUUCUUGCCUUGGGUUCCUGGCUCUUGCUAUUUCAUUCCUGUGCAAUGCUGUCACAGGAAUUACCCUCUUAAGGGUCAAAUUUAAAAGUCAACAAAGACAAGGCAGAUCUCAUCAUUUUGAAAUGAUCAUUCAGCUCUUGGCUAUAAUGUGUGUUUCUUGCAUUUGCUGGAGCCCAUUCCUGGUGACAAUGGCCAGAAUUGGGAUUAAUGAAGGUCGCUCAAAGGAGACCUGUGAAACGAUACUUUUCGCUCUCCGAAUGGCCACGUGGAAUCAGAUUUUAGAUCCCUGGGUGUACAUUCUUCUCCGGAAAGCUGUUCUUAAAAACCUGUACAAGAUCACAAGCGGAUGUUGUGGCGUGCACGUCAUGAACUUACACAUGUGGGAACUCAGCUCCAUCAAGAAUUCUCUGAAGGUUGCAGCAAUAUCAGAGUCACCAGGAAGUUCCAGACAGAUAAACCUCCAGCCUCUCAGCUCUAUGGGACGAUAAAGUUUAACUCAGUCUAUGAAGAGAUAAUGGAGGCAACGCUCCUACCUGGGCAGUACCUUAAAAUGAGUUCCAAGACUCAGUGGUUUGGCAUUUGUUUUAAAUUGUGAGUGGUUUGCUAUUGUUGCUUACCAGCUUGAUAUUGCUACUCCAAAAGAUGCCCUUGAAUGUUUUAAUUCACUUUAGAAUACAUCCCUUCCAAAACUGGUAGUGGAAUGUUAAAUCAUCUAUAUUUUUCCCUUCCUAAAGGUAGGAAGUUGUACUAAAGUGAAGAGGGCUCCUUAUAACACUCCCCACCAAACCUUUCACCUUAACAGCCUUCAAGUGAUCUCCAGGGUGAUUUUUAAAAGGAGUAGAUUUUUUCUGCCAGCGAUACCCUCAAAUCCUUUGCAGAGUCACUGGUUUUUAGAAUAAAGUCAAGUAUCCUUUCCAUAAGGGUAUUCUGUGCUUCUAGGCAUUGAAUUUACCAACUGUACAUAUAAAAGACAUUUUGCUUAUGCCCAGUUCAUUAAAUGAUCCACUGUGCUUGGUUCACUGACUUGACCUCUUGAUUAUUUACUGUUCCAUGAAUUUUUGGGAGAGCUGCAAACUCUGCAUCAGUGUUAGUGUUCCUUUCAAAUCACUGACAAAACCUGAGGUUCCCUGUGGGAACACAGAAGCAGAUGAGCUCAGCUUCCUUACAGUUAUGUUUUGAGGUGUAUUGGUGAGCUUUUAGUCCUUUCAACAAAUUUUGUUGAGAGUAACAGGCAUAAAGCAGUGGUUAUUCUGUGAAAACAGUAGUUUUCCCCUCCCUCCCAAACUGAAGGAUGAUUCUGGAAGCGUUCCCCUAGUGCAUGUACUGAAAUACUCAUGUGGUGCAUCUGCUUCAUUUGUAAGAGGUCACAUGUGUGUUGUGAAAAUGUAUGUGACAAAUGAGCACCUCUGCAGGGAACUGCUUUGGGAGCAGGGUUUUGUUUGUGAAAGCAAGCUGAAUGCUCAGUUUUUGCAGGGUCUGUGUCUGAAAUGCUGAGAGCAUUCAGUAACUUGAACGUACCAGACAAUUUUCAGGACAGCUUCACACGGAAGGCCCUUCACCUUUAAUGCUGCUAAAAGAAGCUUUGUUUUUUGUGACUGUAUGCUGUUCAGAAGCCAAAAAUGAGAGAGAUUGUUUUAAGAUAGGUCUAUGUUUUUUUUUACCUACUUAACUUCAAAUAACUACGUUAGUGAAGUGCUGGUAUAUUUGAACAAAAUAGUUAAAAACAGAUUCACUAAGAAGGCAGUCUAAGGGACCAAAACUAUUCAUGAAGUACAAAUUCAUGUUGUAUGUGAGAAUAGUUUGUAAGUCAGAAAAUAAAAACCCAAAAGGUUUAAAUUUUAUUUUAUUUUUUUUCAAGCUAUUUCCUUUUUGUUUUAAAAAGGUUGAAAAAUAAGUGGGUUAGAUAACCCUGUAAUGAAAUGGCUUUAUUUACCCUAAAGAAUUUCUGUUUGUGAUUUUUUUUUUUUUCAGUCAUAGGGCUGAUAAAUGGUGGACAGAUUUGAUGCUGGUAUAAAUUCUGCACUAUUGAUUCACGUGAGUUCUGCUGAAAUCUGGAAGCAUUCAGUCAGUGCUCAACUUGUCUUUUUCAUUUUGUAGAAUGUGAUGUCAGUGUAUCUGUUGACAUAAAUUAUUUGUUCCUUAUGGAAGAUUGUUGUUUUAGCAGCUGCAAAAUAAUGUUGGUCCAUAAAUUGUUGAGAUAUUUGAUUGGUGAAUGAAGCUUGAAAAUGUUCCAUAUUGUUGUGUGAAUAAAUGUAGCUCGUGUUGUUCAUUCUGGUGGGCUUGUAAAACAACAAAGCAAAGUUUAUAUGUAUAUGUGAUUUCUUAUAUUUUGUGUACUGAUACACAUUGAAUGUAAAUUGCGAAGCCUCAUUAAAGUUACCAAACUGUA